AUGAAGAUCCGUCAAGUCCCCCUGACGGAACAACCCCGUCCGCGCACUUCAGGCGACUUACCACCCAAGAAGCUCGAACGGAUGAAUCGUCGCCUCGACGAGGUCGAUUCGAAAGUUCAUCGCGCCACCAGCUCAGCUCCGGAAUUGACGAAAGCACUCGCCGACACCCGAAGAAGCCCGCUCACCCGCAGGCUCCGCCAGAUUGAGCUACACGAAAGAGUUCGACUCAAAAUCGACUCUUACACCGGCGAAGAAGACCCCAAGAAGUGGCUAACCGCGUUCAACCUCGCCAUGAGGAGGGAGAAAUACAAAUCUUACGAUGAAAGGGAGGCCAACUACUGUCAAGUAUUCGUCGAGCACAUGGCGAAAGAUGCCUUGACCUGGUUCUCUAACCUCCCCGCCGAGUCGAUCGAUAACUUCGACGACCUAACCAAUGCUUUUCUGAAGCAUUACUCCAUGCACAUGACCCGAAUCACUCGGAACAUGUUCACCACAACGCAAACCCAAGGCGAACCAUUGCGCAGCUUUAUGGAAAGGUUCAAACAAGCAGCUCGCGACACUGGCGACAUGCCCGAUAGCGUCCCGCUAGAAGCACUCCGCAACGGCCUCUGGUACGACUCCAAGUUUAAGGAGGAUUUGUCACUAAAACCCCCUGCGACUCUGGAGGACGCGUUCCACCGCUCUCGGAACUACAUCUUCCUCGAGGAAGACCAGCGCUUCUACGCCGAGAAACAUGGAGAUAGGAGGGCAACCUCAUCACUCCUAACGGCGUUCGCAGCAGCCGACAACAAGCCCGAGCAGGAACCGCAUCACAUCAAGAAACGGGCAACAGAUGUCGCGACGCCCGAUCUCGACGACUCUGACACGUUUUGCCGCCUCCACGGAACCGGUGACCACUCUACAAGAAACUGCCGACGCCUAACUCGCGAUCUCCUUCGGAGAUACCAGCACGGGGAGCUACCACCGAUAAAAGGGGACCGCUCUCGUCACAGACGAAAGCCGGCACAACCCGUAAUCCCGGAAAACACGCCGGAUGACAUAACGAACUACUCCGACGAAUCAGGGCAAGAGAUUAACAUGAUAAUGAGCAACCCCAUCCAUCGCGAUUCCAUCUCGACGAUCACGAAGCAUGAAUACGCAGCGGUGGAGCACGAUCGCAACCCGACCCGCGAAGAAAUCCCCACUAUCAUCUUCACGGAUCAAGAUACGGCGGGGCUGGAUACCCCUCACGUCGACCCACUCGUGGUCAGCUUGCACAUCAGUGACUCCAGCGUAGCAAGAAUCCUGAUCGAUACCGGGAGCACGGUGAAUCUAAUCUACAAAGAGACCCUCAACCGCAUGGAAAUCAGCAGAGACCAGAUCAAGCGUUCGUUGUACUCCCUCACCGGGUUCACCUCCGAACACGUCUCCAGUGAAGGCACGAUCCGCCUACCUAUCCACGUCGGCGGAACAACCAAAGCCGCCGAAUUCUUCGUCAUCGAUAAACCAGCCAUUUACAACGCCAUUUUGGGCACCCCAUGGCUCCACGAGAUGAAGGCCGUCGUCUCGACCUUUCACCAAUGUGUGAAAUUCCCGGCACAAUCAGGAAUUUACACACUGAGAGGGAAUCAGGGGGCAGCAAGGUCAUGCUUCCUCUAUGAGCGACGGCUCCGCCUAGCAGCAACAUGCACCGCAAACGAGGAAAUGGAUCCACGCCUUCCAUACCACCAGAGACCAAAGCCGGCCCUCGUCGACGAGGUGAAUAUCGACGAAUCGCGUCCGGAAAGGUGCGUUGGCAUCGAUAUGAAAGGGAUCGACCCGGCAAUCACAUCCCACGAGCUAAACGUGGACUCUACCUACAAACCCAUGAGACAGAAAAGACGCAAGCUCGGCGCCGAUAAAGCUCAAGCAGUCAAUGAAGAAGUGGAAAAGCUACUUAGAGCCGGAUCGAUCACUGAAGUAAAAUACCCCGAAUGGCUAGCAAAUCCAGUCGUCGUCAAAAAGAAAAACGGAAAGUGGAGAGUCUGCGUCGAUUUCACAGACCUGAAUAAAGCAUGCCCAAAGGAUAGCUUCCCUUUACCGCAUAUCGAUCGCCUCGUCGAGGCCACGGCAGGGAAUGAAUUACUAUCCUUCAUGGACGCCUUUUCAGGAUACAAUCAGAUCUUCAUGCAUCCCGAUGAUCGCGAGAAGACGGCAUUCAUUACCGAUCGUGGCACCUAUUGCUAUAAAGUGAUGCCUUGGCCUGAAGAACGCCGGCGCCACUUAUCAACGAUUAGUGAACAAAAUGUUCGCGGACCAGCUCGGUAG
Microthlaspi erraticum is the source of this 2286-nucleotide messenger RNA. NCBI's taxonomy places the organism in Eukaryota, Viridiplantae, Streptophyta, Magnoliopsida, Brassicales, Brassicaceae. The record is from the annotation of a GenBank genome assembly.